Closterium sp. NIES-65 is the source of this 1560-nucleotide messenger RNA. The record is from the annotation of a GenBank genome assembly. Lineage: Eukaryota; Viridiplantae; Streptophyta; Zygnematophyceae; Desmidiales; Closteriaceae.
AUGCCCCUCGCCGCUUCCUCUCCGCUCAUCAUAUCCCACCCUCUCCUCCCCCUCCUCUCCACUGCCCUUCCCAUCCGCCUUCGUCACCUGCCUAUCACCCUCCCCACCCUCCUCCUGUUCCCCCUCCCCACCCACCUUCCCUUCCUCUCUAACCCAUCCACCUGCCCACCCCCCCUUCCCGUCAGCCUCCCCAUCCCCCUUUCCUUCACUGCAUGUCGACAGGCUCCCAUACACGCUGUACUCACCCCUGCCUUCUUCCACACAUACCAUUCACCCCAUUCUAUCACCCCCUUCCUUUCCUUAAACCCCUCUCGCCCCAUGCACCUGACCGCGUGCCUCCCCCUGUAUGCCUCUUCCGCCGUGCCCCUCACCCCGCACCUCUCAAUGCAUGCCUCUAAUCGCAUGCCCAUCUUCCCUUAUCCCCCCAUCCCCGCAUCCCCCUCAUUUAACCAUCCCACAUUCCCUCCUCCCCUCCUCCCCCCAAUCCCAUCGUCCCCUCCCCCUCCCCCACCUCUCCCUCUUCCCCCCACAGCUGUCAGCCAGUCCGACAACGGCCGCUGUCUUACUCUCGGCGCUUCGGCUGCUGCUGCAAGCGGGAGAGAAGGCGGGGCGACAUACAGUGGGGACAGCUGUAGACGGGGCAGCAGUCGAUGGCGUGGCAAACGGUGGGGCGUCAGAAAAAAAGGGUGGGGGGGAGGUGGGGACGGCGGGAGGGAGGGAGGAUGGGUGUUGGGGAAGGGGAGGGUGAGCAGGGGGAAGAGGACAGAGGAUGGGACAGAUGCUGGGAGUGGUGUGUUAGAGGCGGCAGUGGUGGUAAGAUAUGAGUGCCUGGUGAGUGGCUCCGUCUUCCUUGCCUUGCCCACCGUUCCCACCCCUCUGUGCCUACCUGGUCACUGCCUCCCCUGUCAGCACACCCAUCCCACGGAUCCUUGCAUGCGGCGUUCAUCCGUGCACCCGCCCCGGCUACCAGCGCUCUUGCCAUCGUCUCUUUCCCUGUCUGUCCUCUGUCCAGCCCUCCUCCCCCCCUCCCGCUCCUCUGACCCCUUCGUCGCCUCCUCUGGGUUUGAUGUGGUCACCCCAGGGGGCGUGGUGUCUGGUGUGUGCCACGGAUUGCCAGCAAUGGAAGGAAUUCACAGCUGGCAGGUUGAGCUGGCAUGCCGCGUGGAGGGGCGAGGAGGGGCGGGGGGGAGAGAGAGCAGCAACAGAAACAGCUUUAUUCCGAGAAGCAGCAUGGGGGAUGCGUGUGAUGCCCGCAGAGACAGUGAAGGCAGCAGUGGGAGGGCAGUGUGGUGGGCCGGGCAUGGCAUGAUGGCAGCAAGGGUGCAUUACGAGGUGCUCACACAGGACAUACUGCUCGCCCUCGCUGCUUACACCUGCUGGCAGCAGCUCAUUUCUACAACUCCAUCGCACCGUGCCCAGCAGCACUCCACUCCACGCCACCCUCUUUCCUCUGUCGUCCCCCUCUUGCCAUUCACUCCCUCCUCAUCUACCCACCAUCACCCUCCCAUUUGCUUCCACACCGGCCCAGCCGAGCAACAUCAUCUUGAGCAAGGUUGCUGA